Messenger RNA from Dentiscutata heterogama, 919 nucleotides. NCBI's taxonomy places the organism in Eukaryota, Fungi, Glomeromycota, Glomeromycetes, Diversisporales, Gigasporaceae. The record is from the annotation of a GenBank genome assembly.
AUGAAUGACGAAAACCGAUCCUUGCAACAAGAGGAAUUCCUUGCACUGACAUCAAUUUUUGGAACUGAUUCAUUUAAAGCUAACAAUAUCGACGAAUUAGCAGAAGAAUUCCAAUCCUAUACUUUUAAAUUAUCUUUAGAAAAUGAACCUACAUCUAGUUCCCAGUCAAACCGUUCAGAGAAUUCACUUACAUUGCAAUUCUAUCUUCCACAAGAUUACCCUUCUUCUUCACAACCGACAUAUGAAAUAACAAGUUUAUACUGUGGAACUUUAAAGAUUGAUGAUAAAUUAAGAAAUAAGAUUGACGAAAAAUUUAAAGAAUUAUUUGUUCCGGGACAAGUUGUACUUUUUGAAUGGAUCGAAUUUUUAAGAGAAUUUAUGCAGCAAACACUUGAACAACAGCUUGCCAAAAAAAUGCAAGAAGAGGAAAUUAAAGAAGAAUUAAUGCUCGAAGAUGAAAUAAUAACAGAAGAGUAUGAAGAACAAAACCUUCGAGAUGAAUCAAAACAAAUCGCGGAUUUCCCCAAUAUAAAAUCAGGGGAACCAUUAGAGCACAAGAAAUCUGUAUUUAUGGCUCAUUUAGCGUCAGUACAAAAUGUGCAAGAGGUCCAAAUUGUUAGAAAUACAUUAUUAUCAAACAAAAAAGUUGCUAAAGCAACACAUAAUAUAAUGGCAUAUAGAAUUGUGCAAGAUAAUGGGGUGAUAUUACAAGAUAAUGAUGAUGAUGGAGAAACAGCAGCUGGUAGCAGAUUGCUUCAUUUAUUACAAAUUCUCGAUGCUAAAAAUGUAAUAGUGAUUGUCUCAAGGUGGUAUGGUGGCAUAAAAUUAGGACCAGAUCGAUUUAAAGACAUAAAUAAUUGCGCGAGAGAUUUACUUGAUAAAUAUGGAUAUAUGCAGAAUAGCAAUAGCAUUGAUCAAC